Paramecium tetraurelia is the source of this 605-nucleotide messenger RNA. RefSeq lists its product as uncharacterized. The record is from RefSeq and is a predicted model, not a curated record. Gene Ontology annotation, molecular function: peptidyl-prolyl cis-trans isomerase activity. Gene Ontology annotation, biological process: protein folding; protein peptidyl-prolyl isomerization. NCBI's taxonomy places the organism in Eukaryota, Ciliophora, Oligohymenophorea, Peniculida, Parameciidae. The transcript is spliced from 2 exons.
AUGUUUACUAAAUUAUUCAGAUUUUCAUUUUCUGCCACAACUAAAAAUCCAAAGGUUUUCUUUGAUAUCUCCAUUAACAAUGCCCCAAGUGGUAGAAUUGUCUUUGAAUUAUUUGCAGAUGCCACACCUAAAACUGCAGAAAAUUUCAGAAAAUUAUGUAUUGGUGACACUGUGUCUAAGAUAUCUGGAAAAACACUUCAUUAUAAGGGUUCAUCAUUCCAUAGAAUUAUUCCAUCAUUUAUGGUCCAAGGAGGAGAUUUUACAAAUCAUAAUGGCACAGGUGGAGAAUCAAUUUAUGGAAGGACAUUCCCCGAUGAAAAUUUCACAUUAAAACAUACUACACCAGGACUCUUAUCAAUGGCCAAUGCCGGACCAAAUACAAAUGGAUCCUAAUUUUUUAUCACAACUGUCCCAUGCCCUUGGUUGAAUGGAAAACACACUGUAUUUGGAAAGGUGGCAUCUGGAUUAGAAGUGUUGAAUGAAAUAGAAUUUUGUGGAACUCAAUAAGGUAGACCAUCAAAGAAAGUUGUUAUAUAUGAUUGUGGUGAAUUGCAAUGAGUAAUCUGAUAUAAAGCAAAUUUAAUUAUUAUUUAAAAUAAAUAAAA